Molecule: messenger RNA, 2338 nt
Organism: Xyrichtys novacula (pearly razorfish)
Lineage: Eukaryota; Metazoa; Chordata; Actinopteri; Labriformes; Labridae
Source: the annotation of a GenBank genome assembly
AUGGCUGGACUGGGCGACCCCAUCGAGGAGAAUGCAGACUCAGAGCUUGUGGGUAUGGGACUUCGUGUCUCUGUGUCUCCUGCCCAAACUGCUUUUUACAUCCUCCUGGUGAUGCUGGGCAUUGUGGGUAAUGCCACGGUGGUUGUAGUAAUUGGUAAGAGUGUCAUUAUGGACCGUGGUGGUGGACGCAACUCUGACAUCAUUAUCAUCAACAUGGCGCUGUCCAACCUGCUGGUGUCUGUGAUGAGGAACACUCUGCUCGUCAUCUCGGACAUGGGACUCCAGGUAUGUGACUCUGAAACAUAGUUUUUCAAAGUCUUUACGAGUUGCUCUUUUUUGUUUGUUUUAAAAUUAUGUUGAUGUUGUUUGCGACAGGAAGGUUUUGCUUGGGAUGUUACUGCCUGCUAAAAACAAACCUGUAGUGCCUGAAAUAUUAUAGGUAAAAGGUGCAUCAGCUGUCUGUGUGUCUGGUUUUACAGACUCCUUUGUACCCAGUUUGUCUGAUCCCUGUCUUUCACAGCUGUACUCCUCCAAAGAGUGGUGUCAGUUCCUCAUGGGGGUCUGGGUGUGGCUGCGAUCAGUCAAUGUGUGGUCAACGCUCUUCCUCAGUGCGUUCCACCUUCAAACACUGAGGCGUGUGGCUCCCACUAUCGGGAACCUCCACGGGCCCCGAGGCCCUCCUAAAACCCUACUGCUGAGUCUGGGCCUCAUCUGGCUCCUCAACUUGUUUUACUCUAUUCCUGCGCACAUAUUUUCCACAAACGGGAACGAAAACAGCACAGAGGUGAGAACCUUCAACAGCAGAAGAUAACAUUUCUACAAAAAGUUGAAAGGAUGGCAUUAUGUGAGUGUGAUCGAGCAAGUUAGUGCAGACUUUCACAUAAUAAUAUGAAAUUUACAAAAUAUUUUGCAAACUUGAUGUAAUCAAAACAACCAGAGCAAAUGUCAUAAUGGGCUGUAAGGGAAUACCUUACACACAGAAUAAGGAAAAUAACAGAUGUCUGUGCAGAUGAGAAAAUGACAUGGAAUAUAAAAGCAGUGGCGUAGAGAGUGAUACACGCCACCCAAUAUGGGAGCUCUACCAUUUUGAUUGAUUUAUUACAUUAAAGAUAUUCAUGAGAUCAAACCCAGGUUUGCCUUUUUCAUUGAAAAAGUAUCCUCAAGUAAAUCCUUGAUGAGUCUGUGUAGUGGCAGAUUCCUCUCUAACAGUUUUUAAAAGCCACUUGGAUGAGACGAGCCCCACAGAUGUACUGACACGUGUCCACCUUCAUUCAUAAAAUGACUCCAGUACUCACAGGUCUGUAGUUUUUUCCAUUUAUUUGGCUGAUUGCAGGUUCCAUAGAGCUCACAACUCAAAAACUGUACAAAAAAUCAAAAUGCUCCAAAUGUCAAAUGUCAAAAAACAUUUGCCGCUCAUCUCAACCUGAAUCAAAUAAAGACUGACCUGCACACCUGUGCCGGCUGACCUAAAAAGAUUGCAACUCCACCUAUAACCAAACAUCCUCUAGACAAGUGUAUCUGAAUCUACUAAUCAACGCAAACAACCCAUUUAAUUACUUUUAAAUCAUAUAUUUUGGGUGCUUACAAUUAAUAAUAUUAACUGAGACUUUCAUUUGUUUGCUUAAAAAUAAGAUUUUGACAUAAACUAAAAAACGGCUUCUACAGUCUGUGCCACUUCUCCUUCCACCCUUCUCCUUGCUCUUUCUCCAGACCCUGAUGUUGGUCAGCAGCACAACACGCCCCCUGCUGGGCUGUGUGUGGAACUUCCCCUCCAGCGGUCUGGCCUAUGCCACCACAUCUAUGGUCAUCCAUGAAACCAUCCCCAUCAUCCUGAUGGCCUUCACUAACCUGGGCUCCCUGUACACACUCUACACUCAUGGGAGGAUGAGGAGUUCGGUGCAGGAUGCACCCGUCAUAAAGCGAGUUCCUGCUGAGAGACGAGCAGCCAAGGUCAGACUGAAAAAGAGGUUUUCAGACUUGAAGAGCUCAUGAAAAGUGAAAGAUUCAAUUAAUUUAUGCAACAAACAUAAAUAUAGAUUUCAACAAACUGUUCUGAACAAAUGUUAAUCACUCACCUAAUUCUUUCAUGUGUUUUUCUUCAGGUAAUCCUCGCUCUCAUCAUGCUCUUCAUUGCAUCCUGGGGAACCAGCAUCAUCUCUGUCAACUAUUUCAACUAUAACCGCGGCUCCUCGGCUGAGUUUCUUCUUGUCAUUGCUCGAUUCGCCAACAUUAUCUUCAUUGCCUUGUCUCCUGCCGUUCUAGCAAUCGGACACCGUCGGCUACGCUCCUUCAUCAAGUCUAUACUCGCUCACUGACCGAGCCCAGACUGUCCUGCCAA